AUGACAACAUCUCAAAGGACUCCUUUCGUUGUUAGACUACUUUACCUUUGGCUAAGAGCAUUAGUAGUAGAAGACUUUAAUUCACCUUUGUCAGCUUGUCGUCAAGGAGUAUUAAAGCAAGCACAAACAGCUGACAGCCUAUGGGAUGCAUACGCAGGCCUGUUAAGUAAUCAAGCCAUGAUCCUGGCCAUGAACUCCAGCUUCGUGGAUCCCUUAUUGCAAUAUGAAACUCAACUGAAGAUAGUAGAGUUGUCCUUUAAAAUGGCAUUUGCUAUACCAAGUCUUGACAAAGUGAAAGAAAUUGGGAAGAAUGAGGAUGACCAAGAGGACCUGGAGAAUUUAUACCAAGCUAUUUUAAACAUAUUUGAGGACACUCUUCUGAUCUUAGUGGCUAAGGACCUCUACAAACUGCAAAUCUUAAAGGAAAUGGCUGUGUGGAUGAGAGAAGAUAAUUUGUACAUGCAGGAGAGAGCCAUGGUGAUCAUCAGCAGAGUGCUAAGCUUUGCAUCCAGGGAAGCCAAGAAAUAUACUAGUGUUGAUGUUCCAUGUUUGGGUGCCCUGGCAGCAGAACUGUCUCUUUUGUGUUGCCAUGCUGAUCCCUCGAUCACACAACAAGCAUCCUUGGGAAUGUAUCACCUCCUCUGCAUUGCGAAGUAUCAGAAUGCGGAUAUUGCAAAAAAUAAAAGUACAAAGUAUAAGUCUAGAAGUCACUGCUUCCUGCCUUCUCCCUCUGAUAUAGAAUUUCUACCCAAGAUCUUGCAAAGAGACAAAAGUAAAAUUGUUCAGAGUGUAGGACAAACCUUAUUGCCACGCUUGCUAACUGACUUUGUGUGGAGUCUCCUGAUGAGACUCUCUGCACCUGACAAAACAACUGCAUCGGAGGCAGCAACCAUAGUGAAACUGACUCUGGAAUAUUAUGCCCAGAAGGUCACCAUGGUGUCUAAAAUUGUGGAUGUUAUUUAUAAGCAAUUGUGUGGAAAUGUUUCUCCCAUUUUGAAGCAAGUUAUGUUGAGGGUCAUUACCCUGUUGACACGUACUUCACCGAAGAAGGUCAUCUUUCAACUUAUGGACUACCCAGUCCCAGCAGACAACACUCUGAUACUGAUGUGGCAGGCGGCUGGCUCUGAGUCAAGUGUGGCUCCACUUGUGCUGAAGACAAUCUUGUUGAUACUGAAAGAAAAGCCUGAGGCAACGGAAGAAAGAAGAGCGGGAAGAAUAUAUUUCUCUCUUGACACGACUAACAUGAUGUCCAUGGCGGCAUCCCAGGCCCUGUGCACACUGCUGACUAUUCAUUCUUACAAGAAAGCGGUGGCCCAGUUUUUCCCCCAGCUCUUGAUGGCCCUCAUAUUUCAACUCUUUUACACCAGCAACCUGAGACUGAUGACAGAAGACAGGACUAUCUAUGCUCGAGAUGCACUGAGAACUCUGCUGAAUUGCUCUGGACUGCAACAAGUGGAUAUUGCUCUAGAGAGGGAGAAUUGCUGGAACCAGUUUUCCCAACCACUGUUUCAUCAUCAUGGAGUCUACCUUGUUGCCAAAACUCUCAGUGACUACAACUUUCCACAGUUUCCAGACACCUUGCAUUAUCUCUACCAGCUCUCAGUGAAAGGUCCUAGAAGGUCAGAAGACAAGGUCAUCACAAUAAUAUUCCUCACUGAACUUCUCAAUAAUUUCUUCAAGGACCCACUCCCAGAAGAAUUUUUGGCUCUCCUCAGAAACUGGGUCAAUGACUCUGAUCCUGCAAUUAGCAAACUGAGCCUUCAGAAAAUUGCCAGCAUGGCACCAGUUAUCAAUGAGAUAGAAAAUGUCUGCAGCUUAUUAAUAUCCAUCUUGGAUGCCUUCCUUUCCCAAGACAAGACUGUUGUAAUUCGGGCCUUGAUGACCCUUCGAACGCUUUUAGACAAACUGGACAAGGUGACCUACUCCUCCCUGUGUACCAGGAUUGCUUGCAGCUACUGUCCUCUGAUGAAUCAUAGUAAUGGAGGCAUUCGGAGUAUGGCCAUUCGACACUUUGGUGAGUUACUCAGGGACAUGAGUCAGUACACAGGGAUGCUGAAUGAUGUGGUUUUCAGAGGCUUGGUGCCUCUGAUUCUGUUUCUGGAAGAUACAGAGGCAAGAGUAGUUAAAGCAUGUAAAUAUACAUUAGAAAUCUGCACCUCAGAAUUCAAAUGCUCAACAUCAUAUCUGCUCAAGGAUGAACAUUACAGUUUUGAGCAGGUAGUGCUCAACAUCUGUAACAAUCUUCUUAUUUCUCAUCAGAAAUAUAUUACAGAUUUGAUAUCUGAUACCUUAGGAUUCCUGAGGAGUUCCAGAACAUAUCUGAGAAGGGGAUCAGUUAUUUUAAUAGGGUACUUGGCAAAAUUGGGUGGCCAUUUACUGCACAGAGAUGAAAUUGAAGUCAUGCUUGAGGCUAUUGGCCGAGCGCUUUGGGAUGAAGAUCCUGUGAUCAGGGAGUUUGCAGAAAUAACAAACAAAAUUUUUACGGAAAUAGCUCAUAGCUUGACCUCCUCCAAUAUUAAACGAAGCUUCCGAAGACUGUUUAACUCAAUCUACAUCAAAAAAUUGAAGCCUCUUUAUAAUUAUGACCUUCCCAAGGACCUGACAGGCAGUCCUAUGGAGAUUAAGAAACCUAGAAUGAAAAGGAAGCCAUUAUAG
Messenger RNA from Mesoplodon densirostris (Blainville's beaked whale), 2655 nucleotides. It is a transcript of the gene MROH9, whose product is annotated as maestro heat like repeat family member 9. The coding region runs from base 1 to 2655 and encodes 884 amino acids. The transcript is spliced from 21 exons. Gene Ontology annotation, cellular component: cytoplasm. Lineage: Eukaryota; Metazoa; Chordata; Mammalia; Artiodactyla; Ziphiidae. The record is from RefSeq and is a predicted model, not a curated record.